Pungitius pungitius (ninespine stickleback) is the source of this 1230-nucleotide messenger RNA. It is a transcript of the gene gsc, whose product is annotated as goosecoid. Lineage: Eukaryota; Metazoa; Chordata; Actinopteri; Perciformes; Gasterosteidae. Gene Ontology annotation, biological process: regulation of transcription by RNA polymerase II. Bases 179 to 904 code for a protein of 241 amino acids. The transcript is spliced from 3 exons. The record is from RefSeq and is a predicted model, not a curated record. Gene Ontology annotation, cellular component: nucleus. Gene Ontology annotation, molecular function: RNA polymerase II cis-regulatory region sequence-specific DNA binding; DNA-binding transcription factor activity, RNA polymerase II-specific.
CCUCGAGACGAAGCUCGCGCGCAGGCAGGGAAGAAACGUGCCCUCCACGGUCAUGGCGCACUUUUAGGAGAACUUUCCUCACGGAGAUCUGUCGGGUCCGGGACGUUUUCUUUCACUGAGUGCCUUUUACCAACCCCCGACUUUCCCCCCGUUCCACAGCCCGUCGCACACCGGUGUGAUGCCCGCCGGGAUGUUCAGCAUAGACAGCAUCCUGUCCGGCAGACCCAGCUGCAAGGAGCCGCUGCUGCUGCACCGGAGCGGCCCGGUAGUGCUGUCCGCGGGCCUCACGGACUCUAUCUACAGCGACUACAAUGGACUGUACUCGGCCACGUGUGGGCCGUCUCCCCCCGGCGUCCAGUCCUUAAAUGGGACCCGGAUAGGAUAUAACGGCUACUACUACGGACAGCUGCACGUCCAGGGCGCCGGCGGAGCGCCGCCGUGCUGCGGCUCGGUGCCCGGCCUCACCCCGCAGCAGUGCCCGUGCAUCCCGGGAGGCUACGACAGCCCGGGCUCCGUGCUCAUCUCUCCGGUCCCGCACCAGAUGAUGUCCUACAUGAACAUGGGCAGCUUGUCGCGGACCGAACUGCAGCUCCUCAACCAGCUGCACUGCCGCAGGAAGCGGCGGCACCGCACCAUCUUCACCGACGAGCAGCUGGAGGCCCUGGAAGGCCUCUUCCAGGAGACCAAGUACCCGGACGUCGGCACCCGGGAGCAGCUGGCCCGCAAGGUCCACCUCCGGGAGGAGAAGGUCGAGGUUUGGUUCAAAAACAGACGGGCGAAGUGGAGGAGGCAGAAAAGGUCUUCAUCCGAGGAAUCAGAGAACUCUCAGAAAUGGAACAAAUCGACCAAAACCUCCGCGGAGAAAAGCGAGGAGCCUAAAAGUGAGGUGGACUCGGACAGCUGAUAACACGGCGGACGCGUGUGCGCGCGCGUGUACAUAUAGCGGGAGGUGGCGCGGACCCGACGGCAUGCCGGUAGUGUGAUGGAACGUGUUGCCAUGUUGCACAGUUGUACAUAAACUACAGCUAUUUAUAUUUAAUUUAAAUUGUUGUGACGACUGACGUGUGUGAAUAUGUUGUAAUGCUACAGGUGAUAGUAGAUGUUAAAUGUUGUGCCUGUGGUGUGAUGUAACAGGAGAACCACGUGGUCUGCGCGUAGCGUCACCACCCGGCGGUCAUGCAACUAUUUGUGUUGUUGUUUUUUUCAUUCUGGAAAAAUAAGUAAACGUAC